GUUGAACUAAUAAGACGUACUAUGUGAGCUCGGAAAAGAAAAAAAAGACAUUUUUUAAUAUUUAAUUAAAUUUAAUAAUUAAAAAAAAAUAAAUAAAUAAAUAAAAAUAGUUUAGUUUAAUAAAAAAAAUAAGACAUGGAUCCAAAAAAGACAUUAUCAGUCCCAGAUUUGGGAACGUACAGCCUUCAUGGAGUCUCACACUCUUCAUUAAAUAUUGCCAAGGAAAUUCCUGGAUUUAGGGGCUCAAAUGAUUUUAUACUAACGGAAACGCGACGAGUUUCCAUAAUAGAUACCGCAAAAGACACGGGACAUUGGUGCCAAAGAAAGUACAGACAAAUUUUUAGAAAGAAAAUGUUGUAUAAACGGAUGCCGAUUUUGAAUUGGCUGCCAAAAUAUAGCAUGGAAGAUGCAAUUGGUGAUUUAAUUGCUGGAUUAACGGUUGGACUGACAAUUAUUCCUCAGGCUUUAGCUUAUUCUGGCAUUGCUGGAUUAGAUCCACAAUAUGGGCUCUACGGCUCAUUUCUCGGCUCCUUUAUCUACAUCAUCUUCGGUUCCGACAAAAAUAUUCCAAUGGGUCCGACGGCCAUAGCGUCUCUUCUAACGUUUCAAAUUGCACGCGGAAGUUGGCAAAAAGCUGUUUUGUUGUGUUUCUUAUCGGGAUUCGUUGAACUUUUUAUGGGAAUUUUAGGAUUAGGAUUUUUAAUUGAUUUCGUUAGUGGACCGGUAGGCUCAGGAUUUACAAGUGCGGUGUCUUUAAUUAUUUUAACGUCGCAAGUUAAGGAUUUGUUUGGCAUAAGAGCAAAGGGAAAUACUUUUGUGGAAAUAUGGAUAUCAAUUUUUAAGGAUAUUCACAAUAUUAGAGUUGGAGAUACCGUUAUGGGGUGCAGUUGUAUCGUCAUUCUGUUGCUUAUGAGGAAAUUUUCCAGCAUAAAAUUCGGUCCCGAAGAUGACAACGAAAAAUCUUGGUAUCAUAAAGUACUGAACAAAAUAUUUUGGCUUAUUGCAACCGCUAGAAAUGCUAUUAUUGUAGUUGUAACUGGAUUAAUUUCGCAUGCGUUGAUUCAAAAUGGCUACAAAGGCUCCUUAAAAAUUAUCGGCGAUAUUCCGAGUGGUCUUCCAACGUUUCAGGCUCCUCCUUUUAGCAUUGAUGAAGUCAAAAACGAGACAGGACACGUAAUUCAGGAAUAUGAGUCAUUUUUCGAUAUGAUUUCCUUCCUCGGCUCCGGUAUUAUUGUUAUUCCAUUGAUUGCUUUGUUGGAAAAUAUGGCAAUUUGUAAGGCUUUUGCUAAUGGGAAACCAAUUGAUGCAACACAAGAACUGAUCGCUAUUGGACUUGCUAAUAUCGCAAAUAGUUUUUGUUUGGGUUAUCCGGGAAAUGGAGCAUUGAGUCGUGGAGCAGUAAAUAAUGCAUCGGGAGUUAGAACGCCAUUCGGGUCAUUUUAUACAGGAGUACUUGUGAUUUUGGCAUUGCUAUUUUUCACGCCGUAUUUUACUUUUAUUCCAAAAGCAGCGUUGGGAGCAGUGAUUAUAGCAGCGGUGAUAUUCAUGAUAGAAUUUAAUGUCAUAACGCCAAUGUGGAAAUCUAAGAGAAGUGACCUGAUUCCUGGAAUUUCUUGUUUUCUAGCGUGCCUUAUUUUACCUUUGGAAAUUGGUAUCUUAUUGGGCAUCGGAGUUAACGUAAUUUUUGUACUAUACCAUGCUGCAAGACCGAAAAUUCAUAUGGAAAAGAGAUGUACUCCAAAAGCCACCAAAUACUUACUUAUUACGCCCGACAGAUGUCUAAUUUUCCCAUCUGUGGACUACGUGCGAAACUUAAUUAACAAACAAGGCAUCAAACUUCAAACUCCCGUGGUUAUUGAUUGUACUCACAUUUAUGGCGCAGAUUACACAGCUGCAAAAGCAAUUGAAAUGUUACUGCAGGACUUUGAAUCACGGAAUCAACCAAUUUAUUUCUUGAAUUUAAAACCAAGUGUGGCAAACGUGUUUGAAGGAGCCGAACUAGACUUUCACGUAUUUUAUACUUAUGAAAUUCUGGAAAAUGCCAUCGAUUUGUGCAAAUAUCGAAGAGAAUCACGUGUAGUCUGAAUUAGUUGAUGAGCAAAAAAAUUGAAAAAAUACAAAUUUAGUUAAAAUUAUUUUACAAAAAAAUUUAUUUAUUUUUUUUUAUUUAGCUGCUGUAUAAAAAAUUAUAAUUAAUAAGGCUGAUAACAAUAAUAAUCGAAAAUGUUUUAGAUUUU
This is a messenger RNA of Culicoides brevitarsis, 2237 nucleotides long. Its product is annotated as sodium-independent sulfate anion transporter-like. Gene Ontology annotation, cellular component: plasma membrane. The coding region runs from base 136 to 2085 and encodes 649 amino acids. The transcript has 12 exons. Gene Ontology annotation, biological process: transmembrane transport. Lineage: Eukaryota; Metazoa; Arthropoda; Insecta; Diptera; Ceratopogonidae. The record is from RefSeq and is a predicted model, not a curated record. Gene Ontology annotation, molecular function: sulfate transmembrane transporter activity.